This is a messenger RNA of Pistacia vera, 1160 nucleotides long. Its product is annotated as ethylene-responsive transcription factor ERF010-like. Bases 341 to 817 code for a protein of 158 amino acids. Lineage: Eukaryota; Viridiplantae; Streptophyta; Magnoliopsida; Sapindales; Anacardiaceae. Gene Ontology annotation, biological process: regulation of DNA-templated transcription. Gene Ontology annotation, molecular function: DNA binding; DNA-binding transcription factor activity. The record is from RefSeq and is a predicted model, not a curated record. The transcript has a single exon.
GAGAAGGGAGAGCUGAGCUGAUGAUGGAUUAUGUCGGCCAAAUUUGUAUUUAUCUUUAAGGAAGAUCAACGUGGCGGCCGUGCCCAUACGACAGACUAGCAGCCAAGUGGGAAACUAAUGCUAUCUGCCUCUGCAUAUUUCUCUCUAUAUAAAUUUUAACAUCUUUUAUAUGUAUGUUUACACCCAUACAGCUACCACAUAUAUAUGAGAAUAAUUUCUGAGGCAAACAAUUUUCAUGGAUCGAAACUAGAGUCAUCUUCAUCUUAUCUGUUUUCGUCAUGAGCCUCAAUCUAUACUUUCAGAAACAGCAAGAGUUUUAGUUAACAUCUUUCAGUUGUUCAUGAUGGAAGGUGAAUUUUGUUCAUCAAAGACUUCUACAAGAAACAUGAACACAGAGAAGCGGAAGCAAGGGCAACAACAAGAGAAAAAGCCAUACAAAGGGAUAAGGAUGAGAAAGUGGGGAAAGUGGGUGGCUGAAAUUAGAGAACCAAACAAGAGAUCUAGAAUAUGGCUUGGUUCUUACACUACUCCUAUAGCUGCAGCACGAGCCUAUGAUACUGCCGUUUUCUAUCUUAGAGGCCCUUCUGCUCGUCUUAAUUUUCCUGAAUUGAUUUUCCAAGAUGAUGAUCUUCGAGACAUGUCUGCCGCUUCUAUACGCAAGAAAGCUACAGAAGUUGGAGCUAGGGUUGAUGCCUUACAAACUGCUCUCCAUACAUCACAAUCACAAUCACAAUCAGAAUCCAAUUCUACCACUCGCUCAUCCGAGAAGCCUGAUUUAAACAAGUAUCCCAACCCAGAAAGUUCUGAUGAAGAUUGAAAGAGAUCAAAUAAACAUAUAUAGAACUCACCUGUACUGUUGAUGAUCAGUUUUUAUCUUUGAUUAAUUUCAACUUAUAGCGCAAAAAAAUGGAACCAAAAAGGAUUCUGUUUGAUUAGGUUUAGCUAGAUAGCUCCUUUAAGUUUAAUCAUCAUCUACAAUCUCUCAGUUGUAACAUGGUAGAUGGUAAACGAGGAUAUAGUUAGUAAUUAGUCAAUGUGUUUAAUUAAUUUUUUUUCUCUUUUUUUUUUUCUAGUCUGUGAUUUAAAUAUUUAUGUAAAUGUAAUAUUGAAGUUGAAGAAAUUUUAAUGGAAUAGGAAGAAGGAUUGGGUGGACGUGGAAA